Molecule: messenger RNA, 3797 nt
Organism: Macroventuria anomochaeta
Lineage: Eukaryota; Fungi; Ascomycota; Dothideomycetes; Pleosporales; Didymellaceae
Exons: 3
Coding region: 291-3476 (1061 amino acids)
Molecular function (GO): ATP binding; ATP hydrolysis activity
Source: RefSeq, a predicted model, not a curated record
GCGGCUUACUCCGAUCUAUCAGUAACCUACUGGUGCCUUCAGCUAGUGCCAUAUACCCAACAAGGGUAAAGCGGCGAUAUCUCUUGUAUAAAGUAGACGGGGUAGUAUCCUCAUCGUUUUGCAAAGUAAAGGUGCGUUCUAAGGCGUUGCUUUUCGUUCUAUCAUUCAACUUGAAUCUCUACACCACUCCUUGCAGCCUUCACUUGAGCACGCCGCUAAAUAGUCAGACAAAAGGAAUCAUAUCCCUUCACUUGCCAACUGCGGUAUAAAACCUUCGAACUUCUCAACCCAUGAGUAAUUCAGAAAGCACGGAGUCAACUCCUAAGAUCCCUCCUCUUCCUCCACCAACAACCGAGCUAUCAGACACUUCAAGUUCCUCGCCAGUCAUUCUCCCAACGCCUUCAGUGAUCUCAGAGCCAGAUCAUAUCUCUCAAGACUUGAACAUGGACUCCAGUCACGACCAGGUUGAGGCUCAGAAAGCCGAAGCGACGCCAAAGGCUGAGCCUGAGGCAGUCGUUGUGCUACCGCCAUCUCCUUCCGCUGUGACUGACGGACACACCAAGACCGCCACCACUUCUACGAAUAAGGCCAAGACUGAGAGAAAGACGGAAAGCAAGAAGCGGUCCAAGGAGUCCAAGAGCAAAGCUGACGACCCAUCCGCUUCUGAGAGCAGUGAUGCAGAUAGUGAGUCUGAGGACAGUACCGAAGAUGAAAAGGAGAAGCGCAAGAGGAAGCGGAAAGAGGCAGCUAAGAAAGCGGCAGUUAAGAAGAAGGCAGCAAAAGAGAAGGUUAAGAAGAGCAAGAGCAAAAAGAAAAGAAAGAAAGCAGACUCAAGUGACGACUCUAGUGACGACGAUACUGAUGAUUCCGCGGAGUCGGAGUCGGACUCGACCUCUGAUUCAGACUCAGACGAUGCAAAGAAGAAGAAGAAGAAGAAGAAGAAGAAGAGUCGACGCAAGGAUGCCAAAACGAAAGCCAAGACGAAGAAGAAGGGCAUGAAAGCCGAGAGCUCUAGCGACGACAGUGACUCGGCGCUAUCGACCAGCACCUCCAGCUCAUCUAGCGGCGAUUCUGAUACCGACUUUGAUGACGUGAAGUCCAAGCGUAAGCGUGCCAAAGCCAAGCGCAAGGUCAAGAAGCCUGUGAAUGAUGACGGCUCUGCGUCUGAAAGUCCAGUAACAGUCACUACCACCGACGGAAGUGCACCCCCCAUCCCUGGUGAUGACCUUGAUACGCAAGUGACAAAGGUGAAUGCGAUUCUCAACAACCUCAGAAUGCAACAACUUGCUGUUGCAAAUACUGCAGCAGCUGGCAUCACCCCACCCUUGCCAAAGUCAUCGGCAAAGAAGAACGCACACGAAUUCAAGCGCAUUGAUCAGGUGUGGGAUACUAAGCUCCGCGAUUACAAGCUCAUCGAGAGCACAGCCGAUCAGAAAGACGAGUUCGAGUGUGUGUUCACCGUGCGACGACGGUUCAACUGGGAAGGCAAACAUCGCGAGACACUCGUCGACAUCAAGUCCAAGACACUGAGGGGCGUACUCCAGGUUGUUUUGAAAGAGUGCAAGAGCGUCAGUCUGGUGGAAGAUGUUCCAGAGAUUGAUCCCCACAUUCUCUUUCAUUAUUACGAUGAGAUCAAGAAGUACGCAAAGAAGACUUUGAAGCCCAAGUUGAAGCGUGCGAAGAAGUCGAAAGAAAAGAAGAAACUCACGCAAGAGAUCGCUCAGUGCAAGCUGCUUCUUGGUUACAUCGACGAGGACUAUGCUGCAACCCGAAAGGCGUUGAAACCGUUGCUGAAGGCGGGUACGAUUACUUAUGAACUCUGCUGGGCGCUAUUUAAGCCGAACACAAUUGUCUACACGCCCACCUAUGGCAACAAAGAGGACCCGAGGUGUUUCAGAGUUGAACAAUGCUUUGAGUAUGAAAGCUGGCUGAGCGGAGCAAAGUCAUGCUGCAUCGAUGGCAAGUACCUCGAGUAUGACGGUCAGAUGUUUGGACUCGGCGACCAUGAAGCCGAGAUCAAGUCUUUCAAGGGUCACAAGAAGAUCACCAGUCUGGUUGCAUACCCACUGAAGUAUCACAAGGAUCCCAAGGGAACCCAGAAGCUACUCAUCGAGCGAGGCAAGAAGUUCGUCGCUCUCCAGGGCAUGAGCUACCGCCUUCAGAAAGGCAUAGCCUAUCAGAAAGUCAAGAACACGAUUGCGAAGUACAACAUCAACGGUCGUGUCAUGGUCGACCCAGCGAUCUUCCGUCGGAUACAGCCAAAUUACCCAUUAUCCUACAUCAAGCCAGACGAGCUGAAUCGAGAAGACGACGAGGCUGGGCAGGAAAUGAGCGAUGACUGCUGCUGCUCAAGUGACGAUGAUGAUGUGUCGGAUAGCGAGAAGCCUGAAACAGACCCAAUGCGUGUCGUGUUGUGGAAAGACAGCAAGGGCAAGAAGCAUCCCAUCAAGGUACUCCAGAGUACGAUUGAUGCUGAGAACGGUGUUGGAGAUAAUGCUACCACCAAGCUCGAAACGGACGACGAUGGCAAUAUGGUGGAUCAUGUCUUCGCUGAGGAAGAGCUCUUGAUCGCCUCUCCAGUCGUUCUUGGCUUCGCCUUCUCCGAAAAGCUUUGGCUCGAGUUCUCGCUCUCCGGCAUCGAGGAGAUCCAAUGGAAUCCCGAAGCCUUCGACUCGCUCGUCCUGCCCGACAAGAUCAAGUCCAACCUCAAAGGCCUUGUGUCCUCGCACCGUUUCAACGCCGCCCGCACAAUCGACGACGUCAUCCAAGGCAAAGGUAAAGGCCUCAACGUCGUGCUCCACGGCCCACCAGGGGUCGGUAAAACACUCACUGGCGAAUCUAUCGCCGAGUACCUCAAAUGCCCACUCUAUGCAGUCUCAGCCGGCGAACUCGGCACCAACUCCGGCAGUCUUGAGCGCGACUUGAACCGCAUCAUGGACAUCACGCACUCGUGGGGUGCGAUCCUGCUACUCGAUGAAGCCGAUGUGUUUCUCGAGGCACGUCAGCCGCACGAUAUUCACCGCAACAGUCUUGUUUCGGUCUUCCUUCGACUCACGGAGUACUACCAGGGCAUUCUGUUUUUAACGACCAAUCGUGUCGAGACGUUUGAUGAGGCGUUCCAGAGCAGGAUUCAUAUGGGCAUCCGUUAUGAGAAUCUGAAGCCGGCUGCGAGGAAGAAGAUUUGGCAGCACCAUGUGGGCAAGGUGGAGAAGAUGGCGGUAAACGAAAAUGAGAACGGCAAAGGAAAGCAGAAGGUGAAGCCUUUCACUGACUCGGACUUCAACGAGCUAAGUAAGAGGAACAUGAAUGGACGACAGAUCAAGAACACGGUCAAGACGGGCCAGUCGAUUGCGCUCUCCGAGAAAGCAACGUUCAGCAUGGAGCAUAUCAAGCGUGUUCUUGAAGUUGCUGAAGCCUUCGAAGAUGAUAUGCGCGGUGGCAAGGGCUAUCGUGAUGCGAUGCAGCACUACACCUAGAGUCGCUUUCGAAGACUCAAACUUCGGUGGUACCAGUGUGAACUGCGGCUUCGAAUCAGCAGAAUUUGCCCAACAACCCGAACCGCGUUCUGUACACCGUGUACAAGAAUGGUGCUAUGACGGGAAGGGAGCGAUACGGCAACAAUGCCACACGGUAUAAAUGAUAGGGUAUUAAAGAUCAUACAGGCGUACGGAUGCCGGAAGACUGUGCUGGGUAACGAUUUUGAUCCGUGUGUAGGAUAUACUAGGUACAUUACAUCUCACUCCGCUAUGUGUAGCUAGGGUCUCUCAUCUCACAUAAUGACAUACGUUAUCGAUCGU